AUGUCUUUUUUGUUGAAAUCGAUGGUGAGCGGACAGGUGAAGAACCUAGGACUGGGAGGAGGAGAUGAAGAGAAGAAGGAUGAAGGAAAUGCUUCUGACCCAGCAGCGGCAGCUGGGAUGACCAGAGAGGAGUACGAGGAAUAUCAAAAGCAGAUUGUGGAGGAGAAAAUGGAACGGGAUGGGAUGUUUGCACAGAAGAAAGCAGAGAGAGCAACUCUUAGAGUGCAUUUAAGGGAAAAGUACAGACUUCCAAAGAGCGAACAGGACGAGAACCAGAUCCAGAUGGCGGGGGAUGACGUUGACCUGCCAGAGGAGCUGAGGAAGAUGGUGAAUGAAGAUCAGGAAGAAGAAGAAGACAAGGAAUCCUUCAUUGGACAGAUCCAAAACCUUCCCAACAUGGAUGUGGACCAAAUCAAGGAAAAAGCACAUGCAACACUCAGUGAAAUAAAACAAGCGGCUGAGCAGAAAUGCUCCUUAAUGUGA
Molecule: messenger RNA, 483 nt
Organism: Callorhinchus milii (elephant shark)
Lineage: Eukaryota; Metazoa; Chordata; Chondrichthyes; Chimaeriformes; Callorhinchidae
Gene: cplx4a
Product: complexin 4a
Exons: 3
Coding region: 1-483 (160 amino acids)
Biological process (GO): synaptic vesicle exocytosis; regulation of neurotransmitter secretion; neurotransmitter transport
Cellular component (GO): SNARE complex; terminal bouton
Molecular function (GO): syntaxin binding
Source: RefSeq, a predicted model, not a curated record